CUUCGCUAUCCUGCUCUCUAAGGAACGCAAACCCAUCACUAAGACACAAUGUCGACUUCGACCGAGGAACGACAGGCAACCAUCAACCUACCUUUCCCAAAUCUUAGGAGACCACAGGGGCCAAUCACGCCGCCCGUUACUCCCUCGCCCCCGGCGGCUACUACCACAAACGAGCCGUUGUCUCCGGCCUCAGAAACAAGCACCAUCCGCCUCCCCAACCGCCAUCGCGACGUACACCCCAAAAGAGCCAUCCGUCACCCCUCGCGCCCCUCGCGCCCCUCGCUCCGCCUGCGUUUCAAGUGCGGCGAUGACAACAAAUUGACUUGCGACCGGCUCGACAUCAACGGGGACCCUCUCCCAAAGCUGCGCAAGCACUGGGAGCAGGAGCAGGAGCGGGAGCGUGAAGCUGCUGCUACUGCUGCUGCUCAGGAUUCAUUGGUGCCUUCGCCGGCCGUUGUGGUCCCAACGACGCCCACACGGAGAUUUUCUACCCGAGUCCGAGACCGACGACUGAGACCGAUGAGUCCGCCGCCACUAAGGGCAACAACACCAGCAAACCCCAACAUCAUCAACAUCAACAACAACAUCAUUAUCCCCAUCAACAUCAACAACAUCAUUAUCCCCAUCAACAUCAACAACAUCAUUAUCCCCAUCAACAUCAACAUUCCUAGUUGUACCAACAACAUCACGAAUAACAACUCGAACGUAGAGAUUCUUGGCGUUGUGUUUGUCUCUGGCCCCUUGGGAUCAUCAGCUUUGAGAGGCAUUUUGGAUCUGAUGUUGCCGAUGUAG
This is a messenger RNA of Neurospora tetraspora, 792 nucleotides long. RefSeq lists its product as uncharacterized. NCBI's taxonomy places the organism in Eukaryota, Fungi, Ascomycota, Sordariomycetes, Sordariales, Sordariaceae. The record is from RefSeq and is a predicted model, not a curated record. Bases 49 to 792 code for a protein of 247 amino acids. The transcript has 3 exons.